GGCUUUGCGGCUAGACAUUUCCGUAUCCGGCGAGCUUUUCAUUGGUCGCAGAGAAGGUCCGUGUCUCUUUCGGACCUCUGAUUGCCGAGAUGUCCCGGGAGACGGGAGGCGACUCGCAGCAGUCACAAAGCGCCUCCCAGUCCCAGUCCCAGAACACCUCCAGCUCCUCCUCUGCGGCCUCCCACAGCCAGUCCUCCCACUCCAGCUCGGGCACCAUCAGCUCGUUGGACACUGUUCCCACUCAGGACCUGCCUUCCAUUCCCGAGGACCCGGAACCCGAAGAGCCCGAGCCUCAGCCCUGGGGCCGGCUGUGGGCCCUCGAGGAUGGGUUCUCUAACCUCGAUUGUGUGGACAAUGAGUACUGGUUCGGCAGGGACAGACGGUGCGAGUACAGCUUCGACAAGCCCGGGCUCAAAAAGAGCGACAAGUACCGCACCUACAGCAAGAAGCACUUCCGGAUUUUCCGGGAGAAGGGGCCCAGGAACUCCUACAUCGCCUACAUCGAAGAUCACAGCGGGAACGGGACCUUUGUGAACCGGGAGCUGGUGGGGAAGGAGAGGCGCCUGCCGCUGAGCAACAACUGCGAGAUCGCCCUCUCGGUGCCCACCAACAGAGUUUUUGUGUUUUUUGAUCUGACUGUAGACGAUCAAUCUAUUUAUCCUAGUGAAUUAAGAGAAAAAUACAUCAUGUCAAAAACACUUGGAAGUGGUGCUUGUGGAGAGGUGAAGCUGGCCUUUGAGCGGAAAACGUGCAAGAAAGUCGCCGUGAAGAUCAUCAGCAAGAGGAAAUUUUCCAUCUGUGCCACGAGGGAGGCGGAUCCAGCUUUCAAUGUUGAAACAGAAAUUGAGAUUUUAAAGAAAUUAAAUCAUCCUUGCAUCAUCAAGAUUAAGAAUUUUUUUGAUGCCGAAGAUUACUUUAUUGUUUUGGAACUGAUGGAAGGAGGAGAGUUGUUUGAGAGAGUCGUAGGAAAUAAAAGACUGAACGAAGCUACCUGCAAACUGUAUUUUUAUCAGAUGCUCCUCGCUGUAAAGUACCUUCAUGAAAAUGGUAUCAUACACAGGGAUUUAAAGCCUGAGAACGUGCUUCUGUCAUCUCAGAAAGAGGACUGUCUCAUAAAGAUUACUGAUUUUGGGCAAUCGAAGAUUCUCGGGGAGUCAUCCCUCAUGAGAACCUUAUGCGGCACGCCCACCUACUUGGCUCCAGAGGUGGUCAUUUCCAUGGGAUCCGCCGGCUAUACCCGGGCUGUAGACUGCUGGAGUUUAGGGGUUAUUCUCUUUGUUUGCCUCAGUGGAUAUCCACCGUUCUCGGAGCAUAAGACUCAAGUCCCUUUGAAGGAUCAGAUCAUCAGUGGGAAAUACAAUCUCAUUCCAGAAGUUUGGAAAGCUGUCUCAGACAAGGCUUUGGAUCUUGUUAAGAAGUUGCUGGUAGUGGAUCCAAAGAAACGCUAUACAACAGAAGAAGCCUUGGCGCAUCCCUGGCUUCAGGAUGAAGAGAUGAAAAACAAAUUCCAUAAUCUGCUUAUGGAGGAAACGAAAUCAUUGAAUCUACCUUUGAACCCAGCCCAGCUUUCCACAAGCAGGAAGCGUCCCCAUGAAGGGGAAGAAGAGGAUGAAGCUAGCUCUUCCAAACAUUACCUAGCCUCUAGCUAGGAGCAGACAGCACUAUAAAGGAAAAAAGUGACUUUCAUCACUUGCCUUUGGUUACUCAUUUGGGGAUAUUUUUAUUUUUUAUAAAAGGAGUUUUUUAAAAAAUGGAAAAAUUCUUUAAUAAUCACUGAUGUACAAAUAAAAAUUAAUA
Molecule: messenger RNA, 1797 nt
Organism: Sarcophilus harrisii (Tasmanian devil)
Lineage: Eukaryota; Metazoa; Chordata; Mammalia; Dasyuromorphia; Dasyuridae
Gene: CHEK2
Product: checkpoint kinase 2
Exons: 15
Coding region: 90-1649 (519 amino acids)
Biological process (GO): mitotic DNA damage checkpoint signaling; protein phosphorylation
Cellular component (GO): cytoplasm; nucleus
Molecular function (GO): protein binding; protein serine/threonine kinase activity; ATP binding
Source: RefSeq, a predicted model, not a curated record